Messenger RNA from Scylla paramamosain (green mud crab), 10109 nucleotides. RefSeq names its product membrane-bound transcription factor site-1 protease-like (gene S1P). The coding region runs from base 316 to 4182 and encodes 1288 amino acids. The transcript has 16 exons. Gene Ontology annotation, molecular function: serine-type endopeptidase activity. Gene Ontology annotation, cellular component: Golgi apparatus. Gene Ontology annotation, biological process: proteolysis. NCBI's taxonomy places the organism in Eukaryota, Metazoa, Arthropoda, Malacostraca, Decapoda, Portunidae. The record is from RefSeq and is a predicted model, not a curated record.
CCGUUCUCCCUCACGCCUUGUUAUAGACGCCACAAUAUUACCACUCAAAUAGAAUCCCAACCCAUUUAAUACACUUCAAUGUAUAUUGUAAAAAAAUCUAACACUGUUUUUGAGUUAAAUAUUACAGUCAGUCUUGCAGGAGUCUCGAGUCUGUAUCCGCUGUGAUGAAAACAUUGGACGUCUGUGUGGGGAGAUCAGCUCGCAACACACGGAGCAUCCUCGGCCACCACUCCCAGCUGCUGCCUUUCCCUAACCCCACCCAAUGAAGUGCCAACCACCAGAUCACUUGAAAAGUUAGACUGCAAACAUAAGACAAUGAAGCCAAAUUUUCGAUGGAAGAAAACAGAGUCUAGUAGAAAAGGGACCGUGGCUUCAAAUACAGAGGCAGUUUUCCACAAUGAAAGGAUUCUUCCAUAUGAUAGAAAAGAGGUCAUCAGAGACGAAGAUAAAGGAGUUACUGGUGGUGAUUUCCCGUAUCAUUUAGAUAUGCAAGUGAUCAAAAACCCUGAAGUGGAGGGAAGAAAGCCCAAGUGUUAUUGUAAUUCACAAGUGAUAAAAACCAGAACUAGACAAUUAAACAGUGGGUAUAAUCUGAAAAAUAUAUUUUACUGGAGGCCAGAUUGGAGAGGAAGUUUUGUGUUUGUGUUGAUUGUGGUGUGUUUAUUGAGCAGAACAACACAAGGAGCACUGAACAGUGACAGUGAUGCCACAUAUGGUGAUGAUAAUGUAAUGUUUAAUGCUAGAAGACUGAGUAGCUUGACAACACCAGAUCCUGUAAAUAUUUUACAAGAAGAGCACAAUGAUCCCAAUGGUGGUGGAUCAAAAUCUACAAAAAUGCCAUGUGGAAAAGAGAAAGGAGUACAUGUGAAGAUCCAGUAUUCUUCCAGUAUUGUGGAAAAUGAAUACAUAGUGGCCUUUAAGGGAUACUACAGACAAGAGGCUCGUGAACGUUUCAUAGAGGCAGCCUUGAAUGAGUCCAAUGUGGUGCGGUGGGAAGUGGUGCCCCGCAACAAUCCUGCCAGUGACUACCCAAGUGACUUUGAUGUGGUUCAGAUUCAAGAACAUCACAAAAAUGUGGGCCUAGAUGCACUGAAGGACCAUCCUGCAGUGAAAAGAGUAACUUCCCAGCGCAUGGUGAUUCGCCACCUACACUUUGUCAAUGACACUGAAGAUACAGAUCUGGACCAGUGGGAAGAGAAUAUAUUUGCUAAUGUUUCUGAAACUGAAGGUUAUCCUGGUAUGAUUUUCAAUGUAACUGAUUCAGACAGAAUUACCUUAGGCGAUGAAACUUCCUUAAACUCUGAGGAGGAGUUAACUGACACACAGGAGGUGCAUGGUGAUGACAUGGAAUAUGACCAUAUCUUUUCUGAGGCUACUGCAGACAAAACAGGCACCAAAGGCACAGGUGAUGGUGAGCCUUGCAGUGGAGAUAAAUGUAAGGAAGGGGAGACAGAGGAUGGCACCUGGCCGGCCUCUAGACCACUGCGGCGAUCUUCACUAACACUCGGCACAGCAUUUUGGCAGACCACCGGCAGACACUCCAGCCGCCGUCUUUUACGUGCCAUCCCUAGGCAGAUAACAACCACUCUGCAGGCAGAUGUACUGUGGAGCAUGGGCAUUACAGGUACUGGAGUUAAAGUGGCUGUGUUUGACACUGGCCUCUCUAAAUCCCAUCCCCAUUUCAAGCGCAUCAAAGAACGAACAAACUGGACAAAUGAAAAAACUCUUGAUGAUGGCCUAGGACAUGGCACCUUUGUGGCUGGAGUAAUAGCCUCCAGUGGGAAGACCUGCUUAGGAUUUGCUCCUGAUGCUGAACUGCAUAUUUACAGAGUAUUCACCAAUAACCAGGUGUCCUACACAUCCUGGUUCCUAGAUGCUUUCAACUAUGCAAUUCUAAAGAAGGUGGAUGUGUUGAACCUAAGUAUUGGAGGACCUGAUUUUAUGGAUCAUCCCUUUGUUGACAAAGUAUGGGAACUGACAGCAAACAGAGUCAUCAUGGUGUCUGCCAUUGGCAAUGAUGGGCCACUCUAUGGAACUUUGAACAAUCCAGCAGACCAGAUGGAUGUUAUUGGUGUAGGCGGCAUAAAUUUUGAAGAUCAGAUUGCCCGCUUUUCCUCUAGAGGCAUGACAACUUGGGAAUUGCCUCAGGGAUAUGGCCGUGUCAAACCUGACAUUGUGACAUAUGGGUCCCUGGUGCAGGGAUCAAGUAUGGAGGGCAAGUGUCGACAACUCUCAGGCACUUCAGUCGCCUCUCCAGUUGUUGCUGGAGCUGUCACUCUUUUGGCCAGUGGUGUUCUUCACCGAGGAGGCAUCAUCAACCCAGCCAGCAUGAAACAGGCCUUGAUGGCCUCAGCACGAAGACUGCCAGGAGUAAAUAUGUUUGAACAGGGUCAUGGCAAGCUGGACUUGGUAAAGGCAUACCAGGUGCUUUCAAAAUAUAAACCUCAAGCUUCCCUGAGUCCUAGUUACAUAGAUCUCACUGAGUGCCAGUACAUGUGGCCAUAUUGCACUCAACCUCUUUACUAUGGUGCCAUGCCUCUCAUUGUUAAUGUCACAAUCCUCAACGGCAUGGGUGUAUCUGGACGCAUAGUUGAAAAGCCUGUCUGGCACCCAUACACUCCUCAGUUUGGACAGCAUCUUGAAAUGGCAUUCACUUAUUCAGAGGUCUUGUGGCCAUGGUCAGGCCAUCUUGCUGUAUGGAUCACUGUGGCUGAGAGUGGUAAGGACUGGGAGGGUUAUGCACGAGGACAUAUCUCUAUUACUGUGGAAUCUCCCCCUGAAGAAGGUGAAACCCAACCAAGAAUUUCUCAUGUGAAGUUACCUGUCAAGGCCAAAAUGAUUCCUACACCACCGAGACACAAACGUGUGCUGUGGGAUCAGUUCCACAACCUGCGUUAUCCUCCAGGCUACUUCCCAAGGGACAACUUGCGCAUGAACAAUGACCCAUUGGACUGGAAUGCAGACCACAUACAUACAAACUUCAAGGACAUGUACCAGCAUUUACGGAACAGUGGAUAUUACAUUGAAGUACUGGGAUCUCCUUUCACUUGUUUUGAUGCUAGCAAGUAUGGAACUCUGAUGAUUGUUGACCCUGAAGAGGAGUAUUUUCCUGAAGAGGUGACAAAGUUACGACAAGAUGUCGAAAAAGGCUUGUCCAUCAUUGUGUUUGCUGACUGGUAUAAUGUCAAUGUUAUGAAGAAAGUGAAGUUCUAUGAUGAAAACACAAAGCAACUCUGGAUGCCAGUAACGGGGGGCAGUAACAUCCCUGCCCUUAACUACCUGCUUGGUUUCUGGGGUGUGGCCCUCAGUGAUGGAGUUUAUGAGGGAGACUUCACUCUGGGAGACAGGGACAUGUACUAUGCCACUGGAACUUCAUUGGCACAGUUCCCUCGGGAUGGUAUAGUGGUGCGUAAAACCCUGAACGAUCAUGCCAAGGAGAUGUUGGAGGCUGAGAAUGAGAGUGUUCAAGAUGUACCCAUCUUGGGGCUGCUGCAGACAGAAAGUAACAGUGUUGCUGACAAUGCUGACAAGAGUCAGAGUCUGGGACGCUUGGUGGUGUACGGAGACUCUAACUGCCUAGACAACAGUCACCUCCAGAAGGACUGCUUCUGGAUGCUGGAUGCCCUCCUGGAGUACACCACCACAGGCCACCUAGCUGGUGUUUUCAGCUCCAGUGCUGGGGCUCCAAUUCCACCAACAACAGACUUGCCCACCAAAAUGGAAAACAGUAAUUUACACAAACAUUCAAAGGUUGUAGAGCACACCCUGGGGAUGGAGCAGAUGCGGCCCCUGCCAGAGUGUCCCAUCUUGGUGCCUGUCAUACCACAGCCUCUAAAUGUUUCUAACAAAAACCUGAAUAUCCAUGUGGGCCUAAAGCUGCUCUCCCAACCUGAAAUUGUGGCAGCAGUCAAGGUAGCUCCUGUUGAUGUUCAGCCUCUGCCUCUGGAUGGCCAUGGAAGCAACCAGGGGGAUAUAGUUGCUGGCUCUUCAAAUACAGGUAGCAGUCUGAGCACCCUUGCCUAUCCCACUGAGAGGACCCCAGCAUUUGCCAUCCUGUCCAUAGUGAUGGUGGUGCUUAUGGUGUGUUACUGGUACCGCUCCAGACACAGACCCAAGAGGCGGCGCAGCAAACUCCGCAAGGUUUUCAUGGCUGCCAUCAAUGGUCGUCUUCCCUCUGUGUGAAUGGCCAUAACCCAGCUCAGGUUUGGAUCAUAAGAUAAUUUCAUGAAAAGAAUUAAUGUACAAAGUACGUUGAAUGUACUAAAGUUUAAUUAUUCAAUAAAUGAAAAAUGUCUUGUCCUGAUGUGUUGCUAAUAACACAUAUUUAAGGAGUUUAAAUCAAUUAUUGUCAUGGUAUUCCUUUUUUAGCCAUGCAAUAUAUUGCAAAGCACAUAUGAGAGACAAACAUAUAGUUGGUCACGAUAACAGAAAUCUUUUGCAUACACUGUGCAAAAUAAUGAUAAUAAAUGACAAUUUUAUUUUCUUAUUCUUGUAUUUAUUAUUAUUAUUGAUAUUAUUAUUAUUAUUAUCAUUCUUAAUAUUAAAAUGUAGAGGCCUGGUGGCAUGGGGUUUGUGUGCUCAACUCUCACUAGAGUGCAUCUGGAAUCAAAGCUAAGGGUGGGGAGAAACAGUAUGGGCUCUUCACCAUUCAUUCUGUAGUCCCUGUACAUUUAGCAGAUGAUGGGCACAAGACAUAAGUCAUGGAGCUUUGACCUUACAGGAGAAGUACAGAGCCAGGAAUCCUGGCCUGUCUAAGUACUGAAGGCCAAUAAUUUUGGCCCACUGUUUCUAUCUGUGGAUGCCUAUUAUCAGAGACUAGAAAUGAUCUAUGCCACAACAUGAAUGGUAAACAGGCCAGAGUAUAAAAAAGGAAAACACUAAUUUAUAAACACCAUUAUAAAAUCAUCAUGAAUGAAUUACCAUAAAAUUAUGAGACUAAAUUGGCUUGAUAUUUACUAUUUAAGGGAUGACAAGAAGGGCUUUAUGUAUGCCAUGGUUUGUAGAGUUAAAGGCAGUUAUUCAAAGACAUGGUUCUUGUACAUAGUAUAGGGUUGAUCAAAAGUUUUCUAUUCCUGGUAGUUACAGGCUGGAAAGCCCUCCGAGAAAUGAACAUUGAAGGCUCAUUUCUCGAUGGUGAAUAACCACAAGUAAAGAAAAUAAACAAACUAAGUACUUCAUUUAAAUAUGAAAUUGCCAUUAUAUUGUCAUCAAAAGUGUACAACUUAAAGGCAUUAUAUUUAUAAAUAGAUAUAAAUGGGAGACAUGAAGUAAAUAAUAGUUUACUGCCAGCAUCCUUUGGUUUUUAUACCUAAACGCUAUGGCAACUAAGAGAAAGUUCACAGGAUUAUUGCAAUAUGUGGCUUGUUUCCAGUGGGGAUAAUUUUCAUGAUGCUGUGACCUCUUCAUUGAUUAAAAUGUACAUAAUUUACAGAAUAGUUUACUAAUAACAUUCAGUGUAGAAUUUUACUGUCUUUCACAAUGAUAGCAAAUCUUAGAAAUGUUUUUUGCACACAAGUGGAAGUUGGAGAUUUAGAGAAGUGGAACAGAGCACUCAUAAUUUUUAUAGCAGAUAUUUUGUCACUAAAUAGGUUAGAUGUCUCAUUGUAUUUGUCUGCAUAAAUAGUCUGUCAAAUUAUUUAUGUAUUACAUAAGCUUUAGUUGAAACAUAUCGCAUUACAUGUUGCCCUGGACAUGUAACCAACUGUGGAGUGUGAUACAGAGUUUUAACUUUACUCCAUUUUAAGGUGACAGUGUUAAUCAUUGGUGUACUUAUGAAUUUAGUAAUUAUAAAUGUGAAAAGGUAUUGAAGUAUUCAACUAGGCAUUAACAAAUGUAGAAUUUUAUACUGUACGAAAUGAAAAGAUUGAAUGUAAUGUUACUGCCAGUGGAAAAGUUACAUUUUGAACAAAAUUGGAAUUGUUCAUCUCACAUGAACUCUUUCGUUAGCUCUGUUGCUGUGAAAUUUGGUCACUAAAUGUAGAGUUAAACUGAUGUCACUGUAAAGAAUUCAGUAACAUGAAAUAUCACAGGACUGACAAAAGUGUCCAUUUUAAAUUUGCUCCUAGACUGAAUGAAGGCUUGAGACCUACACAGUUCUUUGAUCACCAAAUCUGACAUAACUGGGAUAUGGCAUGUCUCCUCACUAGGUUGUACUUAUAGCCAUUUGGCAACAGUUCUGACUAGGGAGAACCUAAAGGAUACCAGAAAGGCUUAUGGGUGAAGCAACUGAUGAGUAAUCCUGCUGAGAGAUAUAAGGAAUAGGAAGUAUUUGCAUGGAGGCUUGUUUGUGAAAACCUCAACGAAUGAGUAUGAUCACUAAGUGGAGUACUAUGCCCCCACCAAGUGCAUAUUUUUUUAUUUACUUAUUUAUUUAUGUAUAAUUUUUACCUUUUUAUUGUAUUUCAAUUUGUUUUAUUUGGUGUUGCUAAUGUUAUUUGUUUAUCACUCCUGUGGCAAAGCACAGCUUAGUUUUGGCCUUAUCUGUCAAGUAGGCAUGCACAAAAAAACAUACAAAGACUAGGCCAAUAGACACACACAAACACUGACUUAACAAGAGAUGAGUGAAUAAGGAUUUGCAGAAGUACAGUUUUCCACAUGGCACAAUAGAUUAGCAGAGUACAUAGCCAGAGGAAGUGGUGUGUGCAAACAAUAUAUGAAUGCAAAUCUUAAGAAAACAGGAUAAUUUGGUUAUAAAAAUGGAAUAUUGCAAGCUUUGCUCAAUCCUGUAGAAAUACUAAUGUAAAUAUUGGAAUACAAAAGGGGGACUGUUGACCAAUAUUGUAUGGUCAUAACUUUUUGAUUGAUAUCUUUACCCAUUCUUCAAUGGGCAAAUUGGUGCAUCAAUGUGAAAGGAAGUCAACAAAAUAGUAAAAACCUAGCUUGGAAAUUGAACCAUAAACCUUUCAGUUCUGCUCCAGAUGUUGUAACCACUCUGGUAUCAGGUUGUUAUGUCGUGCUUUUUAUUCAUCAUUAAUACUAAUGAUGAAUGAAAGUAUUUCCUCCAUUAAACAAAUUGUCAUAUUGCAUGUACAUAGUCACGUCAAUACUUAUGAGUGGACUUUAGAUUUAAUCACUGCUCCACUAUAAUAGUGAGUGCAAAGUAUAGCAACAAUUUAAAAGGAUUACUGAAAAUGAUGAUAUUCAGGUUGUUAUGCAAUGUUUAAGAAAUUUUUACAAUAAGAGUGUGUGAGAAAAUCUUAUUUUUUUUAAAUAAUUUAAAGAAUAAAAUGGAAGUUCGAAGUCAAAUUCCAUUGUUAAGUGGAAUGUUUCUGAAUGUAUUGAGCUGAAUUCUUCCUAAUUUAUAAUGUGUAAAAAUAAUGUGACAUGAAAGAGGGUGACAAGCAAAGACUAGUGUUGUACUGUUAUUAUUGUUGUCUAAUAGACUGAUGUAAAGAAAUAUGGAAGAAAAGAGUGAGAUGAGGAAAUCAUAUAACUUCCAGAAACAUUUGUAAAAACUUUAUGCAUGUAGACUGUAGAGGUGAGAUAAAGUUAUUUAUGAGUCAGUUGUUGCACACUUCUUUAACUGUAACAGAUAUUCACAUCUAUGUCUAUCCAUAUCUGUCUGUUUGAAAGUCAUCUGUUAUGUCUUUCCUAGCUGCCAGAUCUCACUCUCAUUGCAUUGGCAAAUGGGACCAAGACAUGACAAUGUGGUUGCCAUUUGAAGUUGUAAUAAAUGCUUCAAAGGUCCAGAAAUAUAAAUUAUGCUUAUCUUUACAACCACCAUGUACACAAAUACAUUAUUUACUUAGGGUCAGAAUUUUCUCAGUUACCUAAUAAUUUUUAAUGUAACAUAAUUGUUGCAUUUUUUCAUGUGCUUUUCAAUGGGUCCACAUUUACUUGCUCCAGUCCAGCCCUCCAUUUGACAUGAUGGCACAGUUAUGUAUGAGGGGCAUAUGUACAAUAGAAUGUAUAUCAAUAAGAUAAAUACUUCAAACGUAUUUAAUCUACAGUUAGAUACAAACCUAUUUCUUACCCCCACUAUUUCAAAUGCAGCUGAACACUUCUUCCCACACAGAAGUGGCUCACCCACUGAUCCUGUACAGUUACACAUCUCUGUUACUUUCCAUCAAACUUACUGUUCUGUAUUGGAACCCAGAUUAGCUAUAACACAUAAUGAACUUUGGUUUUGAUUUUAAAGGAUACUGGAUGGAUUAAAGGGUGAUGUUCAGGCUGUCCAGUAAAAUAUCAGGUGGCAGCACUAGCAAAAAUAAUCCUCAAAUUAUUUGAUGAUGUUUUACAUUGAAUUUGCUUUAUCAAGCAUGAAAUUAGUUCAGGUUAAUUAGAAAACAAAAGACUGCCUUAAAAAAAAAAUGUAAUUUAGCCAUUGACCACAGUAUACUGGUUUUAUGAAACCCAGUAUAACAGUUUCAUUAUGAAGUGUUGAGGAACUUUGCUUAAGUAUGGAUAUCUUAUCAAGCUCAUAUGGAGAGGAAGAAAAAUUUGUGUAACCAGUUGCAAGCCAUGUAUGAUACUAAAACAGAAUGAGUUUUCUGAUCUUCUAUAACUAACCACAGAAUUAAAUAACAACUAGAAAAAAGGGUGUCAAGGAAGGAAGCACUAGUAUGUAAAAUUUAAGAAAAUCAAGAUUUAUUAUAUAUAUAAAAAGUAUAAAGUGAUGCAGGUGAAAGACUGUAUCGCUGGUAACUAUCUGAAUGCUUGAAUUUACAUAUACGAGUACACAGUUACUCAAAAAUAUAAAAAUCCUUACGGAAAUACAGUGUAAACUAAUCAAUGCAGUACAGCUGAGCAGCUUACAUUAUACAAUUUAAAAACUUUUCCACUAAUGCCCCUGAUUACCAUUUUUAACUUGUACUAAAAAGAUAUAUAUAUAUAUAUAUAUAUAUAUAUAUAUAUAUAUAUAUAUAUAUAUAUAUAUAUAUAUAUAUAUAUAUAUAUAUAUAUAUAUAUAUAUAUAUAUAUUACCAUUUUCAAGCCAUAUGAUCACCUAAUGAAUCUGUCUUUUUGUGUGUAGCAUGACAACUCUCUUGACCUUUGGCAACACAGCACCACUGAUUCCUUGUUCCGACAGUGUUGCAACAUGCUCUCCUUCCCGAUUCCCUGGUAUUGCAAACCAGUUAUGCCUAAUAUACACUAAUGUACACACACACACACACACACACACACACACACACACACACACACACACACACACACACACACACACACACACACACACACACACACACACACACACACACACACACCACUUCAUUUUUAUACUAAAUGAAUAAGAAACUGGGCAAGGGCAACAAAAAGAUUUUCAUGGGUAAAACAUAUACUGUCUUCAGUUGUUUAAAAUGAUAAUUGUAGUAGUAAAAAAAAAAAAGGAUUGGAUAAAUGUAUUUACCAAGGUGUCUUGAUGCUCCUCUCUUGGAGUUCAAAUUGAAGAAGUAUGAAAAAAAAAACUUGCCCUGCAGAGGGAUGAUUUUUGUAUCCCUAAGAUGAACAGAACACUGACCAGAGCAAGUAAACACUUUAGGAGUGCAGGAUGGUCUCACAAAGGAAAAGAAGAGGAAAUAGUAAAAUCAAGAGAAAGUAAUUUAUUCAGAUUUUCUAUUAGUUACAUUUGAAUUUUUAUUAGAUUUUGUCUCCUGUAUCUUUUUAUUGCAUAUUAUUGUUCAGUAAACUUAUCCUACAAUCUUUAUGAUAGAGUAAGUUCCACUUUUCUUAGUUACUGUAAGUGCCUGGACAAUUUGAUCAUAGGCUGCAAGUAAUUAAGUGUUAUUUUGACUACACAGAUAUUCCUUCAAUACUUUAGGUGGCAAUAAUUUGUGAUCAUGGUCAGUCUUACAAUUGUAUAGACACAUGCUAUACAGUACUAAUGUUUUGUUUAAUUUUUUGACCAAAGAAUUUAGUGUGUGUGUGUGUGUGUGUGUGUGUGUGUGUAUUAUGUUUUGUAGAAGUAGUUGUUAUAAUGUCAUGUGCAUUUUGUAACUUUUCAUUAUUUAUCACAUGUAGUAUUGUUGUAUUGGUAAAUUAUUUUUCUUGUGUAUUGUACUUGGUUUUAUGUGAUAGAAUCUAAUUAUCUCCAUUCAUGCACAAUACUUUCCUUGAAAGAGAGAGAGAGAGAGAGAGAGAGAGAGAGAGAGAGAGAGAGAGAGAGAGAGAGA